AUGGGGGGUGGAGAAAGGUUCAACAUUCCAUCUACCCAGCCCAGAAAUACUUCGAAGAACCACCAACAACUGAACAACAGGAAAAAAAGCAAAGAUCAGAAUUCGCAGAUAAAGAAAAUCCACAAAAAAGAGAGGGGACAUGGAUGCAGCCCAUCAUCCGUAGCAUGGCAGGCCAUGCAGAAUGGGGGGAAGAAUACAAUGCACUUCCCAACUAACCAGACUUGGAGUCCAGCUUUAUCCCACUCCCUCUUCAUGCCUCAAACCAAUGAAAAUUAUGCUGGAGCAAAAUUCAGUGAGCCACCAUCGCCCAGUGUUCUUCCUAAACCACCAAGCCACUGGGUAACUGUUUCACUUGACCCUGCUGAUAAAGAAAUCAUGACUUUUCAACUUAAGACCUUGCUUAAAGUCCAGGCUUGA
Messenger RNA from Podarcis lilfordi (Lilford's wall lizard), 417 nucleotides. NCBI's taxonomy places the organism in Eukaryota, Metazoa, Chordata, Lepidosauria, Squamata, Lacertidae. The record is from the annotation of a GenBank genome assembly.